This is a messenger RNA of Corylus avellana, 1064 nucleotides long. RefSeq names its product aquaporin TIP1-3. Gene Ontology annotation, molecular function: water channel activity. NCBI's taxonomy places the organism in Eukaryota, Viridiplantae, Streptophyta, Magnoliopsida, Fagales, Betulaceae. Gene Ontology annotation, biological process: transmembrane transport; water transport. Gene Ontology annotation, cellular component: membrane. The record is from RefSeq and is a predicted model, not a curated record.
UGAACAAAAUCAAGUUAGAGAAAUAAGCAAAUAGACUUCCAAAAACUUUCAACUCUCAAAGCUCAAGAGCAGCUGAAAUUCAAAAAAAAUGCCGAUUUCUAGAAUUGCAAUUGGUACUCCAGGAGAGGCUAGCCGUCCCGACGCGAUUAGAGCUGCAUUUGCCGAGUUUUUCUCCAUGCUUAUUUUUGUUUUUGCUGGGGAAGGAUCUGGCAUGGCUUUUAACAAGCUUACUGAUAAUGGGUCAACAACACCAUCUGGGCUUGUUGCUGCUGCGCUGGCUCAUGCAUUUGCACUUUUUGUGGCGGUUUCUGUUGGUGCAAACAUUUCUGGGGGGCAUGUAAACCCUGCUGUGACUUUUGGUGCUUUUAUUGGUGGAAACAUUACUCUGUUGAGGACCAUUUUGUAUUGGAUUGCACAGUUGCUCGGCUCAGUUGUUGCUUGCUUGCUUCUUAAGUUUGCCACUGGUGGACAGGAAACAUCAGCAUUCUCCCUAUCAUCUGGCGUGUCUGUAUGGAAUGCGGUGGUUUUUGAGAUUGUGAUGACCUUUGGGCUUGUCUACACUGUGUAUGCCACGGCGGUGGAUCCAAAGAAGGGGAAUGUAGGCAUAGUUGCACCCAUUGCAAUUGGUUUCAUUGUGGGUGCCAACAUAUUGGCUGGUGGUGCCUUUGAUGGUGCAUCCAUGAACCCAGCAGUCUCCUUUGGCCCUGCCGUGGUUAGCUGGUCAUGGACUAACCACUGGGUCUACUGGCUUGGCCCAAUGGCCGGUGCAGCCAUUGCAGCCAUUGUCUAUGACAACAUCUUUAUUGGCGAGGUUACACACGAGCCACUUCCCACCAAUGAUUUUUAAGAAUAUUGAUUUAAUCUCUCUCUCUCUCUCUAGAUUAGUGCAUGAGAGAAUAAAGAUGGGAAAGAAAUGCGAUUCUUCUUGUGAUAGUCUGGGGAAUGGAAUUCAAUUUCCAUGUACUUCUGUUGUAGGUGUUCUUCUUGUUGUUUUCCAUUUGUGCUCGAGGAAUGGGUGAGCUUUUUGUAUGUCUUACUAAAUCAAUGAAUGAAUUGUUUGUUUU